GUGAGAAAGAAAAGUCAACAGAUGGAACAGACUGAGCGAAGGGAAGAGUAGUUCUUAAAGACUGGUCUCUGUGUCUCGCUACUACUAUGGAGUAAGUAAGGUACGUAGUUUCAACUACUACUUACCAACUACCUGAGAGGUAAUCGAUAGGAAAUGCGCUGGUUAUUGGUUCUUAUUGGUUGUAAGGAGCCGAAGCAGUGCAAAUUGGCGGCCUUGUGGCCUGGUUUCUCUGACGUCGUGCGGACCUUCCCUUUCGGGAAAGCAAUUGAAUCUCCUCCAUUCUUUUCCCCAAACUCCGCGUUUCUCUCUCAUCCACUUUAUACAAAGUACAUACUGUGUAUACCUACUCCGAUUACAGUCUUGGUGGUUCCACUUGUCAUCUAUCGCGUUCGCAUCUAAGGGUAAAGUUUCCGAACUACUACAACAGUCUUUUUGACUAGUUUUCUUUUACCAUAAAAAAAGAAAAAAAAAAAAAAAAAAAAAAAA
This is a messenger RNA of Aspergillus saccharolyticus JOP 1030-1, 486 nucleotides long. RefSeq lists its product as uncharacterized. The record is from RefSeq and is a predicted model, not a curated record. The transcript has a single exon. NCBI's taxonomy places the organism in Eukaryota, Fungi, Ascomycota, Eurotiomycetes, Eurotiales, Aspergillaceae. The coding region runs from base 154 to 399 and encodes 81 amino acids.